AUGGUGGAGCUUCCGAAGACACUGUCUCCGCAGCGUCUUUUGAAGCUCCUCAAAGCAGAGAAGAACCACCACUCAGCACUCCAACUCUUCGACGAUGCUACGCGCCGCCACGGCUACAUCCACUCCUCCACCGUCUUCCACCACAUACUCCGGCGUAUUGCCGCCGACCCAAGCCUCCUCCGGGCCAACGUUGGCCGUGUCGUGGAAACCAUCCAGACCCAGAAGUGCAAAUGCCCCGAAGACGUUGCACUCACCGUGAUGAAGGCUUACGCCAAAAACUCCAUGCCCGAUCAAGCCUUGGACUUGUUUCAAAGAAUGGAACAGGUUUUUGGGUGUUGCCCUGGAAUAAGGUCCUUCAAUUCUCUUCUCAAUGCUUUCGUGGAAUCGAAGCAAUGGGACCGUGCGGAGAAGUUUUUCGCGUACUUUGAGACAGUGGAUGUGUCGCCAAACGUGGAAACUUACAAUGUUCUGAUGAAGGUUUUGUGUAAGAAGAAGGAGUUUGAGAAGGCCAAAGGGUUGGUGAAGUGGAUGUGGGAUGUGGGUAUGAGGCCUGAUAAGUUUACUUAUGGAACUUUGAUCAGUGCAGUGGCGAAGUGUGGUGAUUUGUGUUCUGCGUUGGAGGUGUUCGAUGAAAUGUCUGAACGAGGGGUGGAGCCUGAUGUGAUGUGUUAUAACAUGAUCAUUGAUGGGUUCUUCAAAAAGGGGGAUUUUGAUAAGGCUAAUGAGAUGUGGGAGAGGUUGUUGCGCGAGGAAUCGGUUUUUCCAAAUGUUGUGAGUUACAAUGUUAUGAUCAGUGGGCUGUGCAAGUGUGGGAAGUUCGAUCAGAGUUUGGAGAUAUGGGACAGGAUGAAGAGGAAUGAGAGGACGCAUGAUCUGUUUACGUAUAGUUCUCUGAUUCAUGGGUUGAGUGAGGCAGGGAACUUGGAUGGAGCCAAAAGAGUUUAUAAGGAGAUGGUUGGGAGAGGGGUUAGACCGGAUGUUGUUACUUGUAAUGCUAUGCUUAAUGGACUGUGUAAAGCAGGGAAGGUUGAUGAGAGUUUUAAGUUGUGGGAGGAAAUGGAGAAGUAUGGCUCUCGUAAUAUGGUGAGUUAUAACAUAUUUCUCAAGGGGUUGCUUGAAAACAGGAAGGGGGAAGAAGCAUUAUCGCUAUGGGAAAUCUUGAAUGAGACAGCUUUUAGUGCAGAUUCCACUACUUAUGGAAUAUUAAUUCAUGGUUUGUGUAAGAAUGGGUACCUGAAUAUGGCUUUACGGGCAUUAGAAGAGGCUGAACAUAGGGGAGGUGAUGUUGAUGCCUUUGCAUACUCCUCAAUGAUAAAUGCUUUAUGCAAAGAAGGAAGAUUGGAGGAAGCAGCUGGACUUGUCAAUCUUAUGGAUAAGCGUGGCUGUAAAUUGAAUCCUCAUGUCUGCAAUGCACUGAUUGAUGGGUUUAUCAAACAUUCUAAAGUUGACAGUGCUAUUCAAUUCUUUAGGGAAAUGAGCAUUAAAGGUUGCUUACCUACUAUUGUGUCCUAUAAUAUUCUUAUAAAUGGAUUAUGUAAAGCAGAAAGAUUUCGUGAGGCACAUCAUUACGUUAAGGAAAUGUUGGAGAACGGGUGGAAACCAGAUAUUAUCACAUACAGCACGUUGAUAGAUGGUCUUUGCCAGAGCAAAAUGAUUGACACAGCCCUUAGGUUGUGGCAUCAGUUUCUGGACAUGGGGUUUAAGCCUGAUACCACUAUGUACAACAUUGUAAUCCAUAGAUUAUGUUCUUCUGGCAAAGUGGAGUAUGCUUUGCAGCUCUAUUCAAUGAUGAGAAAGAGGAACUGUGUUAAUCUUGUGACCCACAAUACCAUUAUGGAGGGUUUUUACAAAGUUGGUGACUGUGAAAAGGCAUCCCAGAUUUGGGCUAAUAUCUCAGAAGAUGGGCUACAACCUGACAUCAUCUCGUAUAAUAUUACUCUUAUGGGGCUCUGCUCGUGUGGUAGAGUGACGGAUGCAAUUGUGUUUCUAGAUGAUGCUUUGGUGCAUGAUGUUCUGCCAACUGCCAUUACUUGGAAUAUACUAGUUAGAGCAGUGAUUUUUUAUGGGGCUUCAACUUGAUUCUUCUGGGCGCUACAAAAGAUUAAAGUUUUAACCCAAGCAGGGCUAAUGGUGUUGAGUACUUGGGUGCAAUACAGCUUGCCUUGAGGAAGUGCCUAAAGUUUGGAGUUGUCUGAACAGAAAGGGUGAUUUGUUUUGGUUUGAGAGAUAUUUAUCUGCCUCAGGCUUUACUUGGUUUGGUUGUUUUCUUUAAGAUGAACUGAGAAAUUAAACCUACAAGAAUAGCUCCAAAAACUGCUAUUUUUCUCCAAUCAGUUGAUGACGAGGCAAUAGAAUCAAUUAUUAUAAAGGUCAGC
This is a messenger RNA of Gastrolobium bilobum, 2375 nucleotides long. RefSeq names its product pentatricopeptide repeat-containing protein At3g09060. NCBI's taxonomy places the organism in Eukaryota, Viridiplantae, Streptophyta, Magnoliopsida, Fabales, Fabaceae. The record is from RefSeq and is a predicted model, not a curated record. Gene Ontology annotation, molecular function: protein binding. The transcript has 3 exons. Bases 1 to 2079 code for a protein of 692 amino acids.